Messenger RNA from Drosophila simulans, 3749 nucleotides. RefSeq names its product ubiquitin carboxyl-terminal hydrolase Usp2 (gene Usp2). Gene Ontology annotation, molecular function: cysteine-type deubiquitinase activity. Lineage: Eukaryota; Metazoa; Arthropoda; Insecta; Diptera; Drosophilidae. Gene Ontology annotation, cellular component: cytoplasm. Gene Ontology annotation, biological process: protein deubiquitination. The transcript has 11 exons. The record is from RefSeq and is a predicted model, not a curated record. The coding region runs from base 640 to 3204 and encodes 854 amino acids.
UCGUCACUUUUCCACUUUCCAUUUUGAGAAAGAUAUUUCACUUUGCGUAAUUCGUACGCUGCCAGGCGCCUCUGUGUGUGUGUGUGUGACUGUGUCGCCAAUAGUGCUACAUCGCUCGCGCGCACAAUCUCGGCGCUGUUUUACUACUACUCCUGGCUCGCCCCCUUUUCCCUCUCACAUUUCACUGCCAAGCGUACGCGCGUGUGUGAGCGCACCUUUUAAAAAUAGAAUCUUAUUUCGUUUCGUUUUAUAUUUUGUUUUUGCUUUUAUCACAAUUAUUUCGAUUUUGACGUGCAAAGGAUGUAUGAAUUUUGUGUCCAAAGAAAGCGGCUAAAACGUGGUAACCGUGGAAAAAGUUCAGCUACACCUUUUCGCCUACAGCUUUAGCAGCAACAAGAGCGGGUCUUAAAUGUAGCACAUAAGCAGCCAUUAAGUUUAAAACUAACCUAAACCUAGGGAUAUAAUGCGAUUAUAAUGUACAUAACGUGACGCAGCCCACGAAAAACAUAGAAAGCAAAGCAAAACCGGAAGCUAAACAGGAAUCAACCGCUCAGCAAUACCACGUGCUGCAAGCGACCAAGGACACUUUCGACUUCAUCCGGAACCCGGGGUUUGAUCACUGCCGCUGCUGCCAUUAAUAUGCGUGUAAUUGCGCCGCGUAGAUCGUCAACGUCAGCGGCGGGCAGCGGCAGUCUCUACGGUACAUCGGCGGUCGGCACCUCCAGCGGCAGCACCACCAGCAGCAACUCCACCAGCGGCAGUCACCACAUCAGCAGCACCGGCAGCGGUGCGGUGGAUCGGACCACCGGAGGCGCCGCCACGAACGGUUACUCCCGCAUAUCGAGCAGCUACGACCGCGGCAGUAGCCUGUCCAAGUGGCUGCCCACCUCGUCCGGCGGCUCAAACUCGUCGGGCUACGGCAGCAGCUACUAUCCCAGCUCGUACUCAACGUACUCCGCCAACAGCGGCUCCUCAAGCGCCUCUUAUGCGCCGCGCUCCAGUGUGCAGAGGAGCAGCGUUGGUACCACGUCGUCAACGUCGUAUAUGAGCGCCGGAUCCGGCAGCAGCUCGUCCGCCUACCGCACCUCCUCGUAUCUGAGCGGGUUCAGCUAUGAUUCACCUACGUACAGCCGAUACGGAUUACCGCGCAAAGCGUCGUCCAGAAUUACCACCAACGAGGACAGCUUGAGCGGAUCGGCCAAGAGGGAAGACUACGGUCUACGGCGUGGCCAUGAUACCGCCAAGAAACCACCGAUCAGCGGAGCAAGUGUUGGCCACAACUGCAGCAACAGUGCGAGUAGAGACACCAAAGCCGUCGAUGGCAACAAACGGCUGUCCAGUUCAUCCUCAUCUCCAUCGCUGGCCCGUUUGGUGGCCACCUCCGGACUGGACAUUUACGAAAAGUACAGUCCGGCCAACUAUAAACCCAACUGUGAACUGUCACGUUCCAGGUCGGGGCAUUCUGAGACGGAUCUAGAAAACGGAAGCAACAAAGAGGCGACGCCCACCUGCACGGUGACCCUGGAGAGGCCAAGGAGCAGCACCAGUCGAUACAGCCGCCUGUACAGGAACAGCAGCGAUGCAGGAGGGGACUCCUCGGCUUCCACGGGAAAAUUGGGCUCCGGCAAGUACUCGAUUAGCAGCAGCAGUAGCAGUGGCAAUGUGCCCACGGCCACCUUUACACUCCGAAGCAACCGCACGCGGCGCAGUCAGGAGGAGGAGGCACCCACGAGCACGGAAGUAGAGCAGGCAGGUCCAGCAGCUCCAACACCAACGCCAAUACCACCGCCACCACCUCCACCCACAAAUGGGCACAAGCCGGCUGAGUCGAAUGGCGGACUGGAAGCCAAAUUAAACGGUCUAUCGCUGCUCUCAACUUCGCCCAAAAGAAAUGCCAUUUACGAACGAAAUCAGGACACCACAGAUGAUGCAGGUGUUGGCCAGGAUAGUGCGGACAAUGCCGAUGUCAGCACCUCGGCCACAUUUAAGCUAAACGACAGCAGCAAGACGUUGGCGAGAAGUGGCACUGGGAGUAGCAGCACUGCCCGGAGCGUCCUGCCUCCCAUGACGCCUACGUCAAGUCGGUACUGGGAUCGGGACAGCGGCACCAGCCGCAGCAGCAUAGGCACCUCCUCCGCACUGAACUCGUCAUCCCUGAAACAUAACUUGGAUGAUGGCUACAAGAGCGCCUCCUCUUCGCGGGAUGAGAAGUCCGAAGGUCUGUGCGGUCUGCGAAACAUUGGGAACACAUGCUUUAUGAACUCGGUCAUCCAGUGCCUGAGUCACACUCAAGAGCUGACCCGCUUCUUGCGGUCGCACCACGGCUCUCGCUCGUUAUCCACCAAGGAUCAGCAGAUACUCCACGAAUUUGCCAAACUCAUUCAGGAGAUGUGGACCUCUAACGUGCACACGGUGACGCCCAUGGAGCUAAAGAGGGCGUUCUCGACCAAACAUCGCAUGUACAGCGACUACAACCAACAGGAUGCGCAGGAGUUCCUGCGUUUUUUCCUUGACUCGCUGCAUUCGGCCCUCAAUUCGGGCGUCAAGGGUGAGACGCUCAACAUUGACGAUAAUCUCAGUGACAAUAAAAAGGCGGACUUGACCUGGGAGUGGUAUACGCGGCACGAGAACUCUUUGGUGCGCGACCUAUUUGUGGGUCAGCUCAAAAGCACACUGAAGUGCACCACCUGCGGCAACACCAGCGUCACCUUCGAUCCGUUCUGGGAUCUGAGCGUACCGUUGCCGUCUUCUUCCCGCUGCAAGCUAGAUGCUUGCCUCGACCUCUUUAUCCGCGAAGAGGUCCUUGACGGCGACGAAAUGCCCACGUGCGCCAAGUGCAAGACGCGGCGAAAAUGCACCAAGAGCUUCACCAUUCAGCGUUUCCCCAAAUAUCUGGUUAUACACCUAAAACGCUUUUCGGAGACACGCUGGAGCAAGCUGUCCAACAUCGUUGAAUUUCCCACAUCAGACAGCGAGCUGAACAUGGGCUCCUAUGGCGCCAACUCCAACUCGAAUGUGCAUUACUCGCUUUAUGCGAUAUCUAAUCAUAUGGGGUCAACGGCUGGUGGUCAUUAUGUUGCCCUUUGCAAGCAUCCAGUUUCCCGCAAGUGGCACGAAUUUAAUGAUAAUAUAGUCAGCGAUGCCUUGUCCGAAAACCAUCUUGUUUCAUCCAGUGCCUAUAUUCUUUUCUACGAGCGUACGUAAGGCCCAGUCCGUGCUCUACGUGCAGGUGCCGUGUCGAGUACAAUGGGGUUACAGAUGUCCCGGCGGACUCUGCAGAUAGCGAUGGAAAUCAAGAUGACCAUGUGGUUAGAUGAAAGCAGGAGGAAAUGGAUCAAACGAACUUUUAGAAACGCUUCGUAGAAUUGCAUACAAACAAUUUACUUAAUUUAACUCAACUUAAAAGCAAAACAAACUAACUCCUAACUUAAAGCAGAAACCAAAACAAAAACGGAAAACUGAAGAAAAGUGCAUAAAAAACCAGAACAAAUGUACAUAUACAAAAACGAACUUCGAUGGCUAAACUAUACAACUAAAGGAACAAGAAUAUAACUCCGACGAAAAACAAUGAAUCUGUGCAAUAACAACUUUCGGCAAACCAAGCAACCUCAAGCCCCAGGAUAAACGCAAGAGAAUCUAAUGCUAAGUAGUAACAGGAAUUCUUUUGUAAGGAUACUGAAAGCUAUCAAUAUUUCUCUCUUUCUAAGUGUUAUUUAAUUAAAACUAAAUUUUCAAUUUGCAUCGACGUA